GUUCUAUUUGGGAAGUUGGCAGCUCGCGGCCAGCUCUUUUACUCUCGCCCUGGCAGUUCGACUCUGGAAUUAUGAGCAGAGCUGGUCAAUCCUGUACCUUGUUUUGAAUUUUAUUCCCACAGAAUUGAGACCAUGGAGAUGAGCAUCGGCAUCCUCAUUGCGUUCCUUCUCUCACAGGUUGUCCAUAUUGGAACCCAGGAGGAGGGGGAGAAGGGAUGCGUGCCUGGCUUUCAGGUGAAGGAGUACCAGGUGGAGUACAACAGAGGUUUCCAGAAGGACCAUCCUCUCACACAAAUGUUAUUUGAUGACUGUGUGGGGAACGAGGGCAUGGCGUUCGAGGUGUCCCACCCAGACUUCCAAGUUGAUGAGGAGAUGAACCUGGUGGCCAGACGGGACGUGAUGGACAGCGGCACCGUCAUGUUCAUCCAUGGUGUCAAUGAGCAUGCUGAGGACAUGGCACAGGUGGACAUUGUAGGAGCUCUACCGCGGUCUCCCCAAACACUCAGGGAGAUCCUUGGCCUUGGACAGAUCCAGCCCUACAGAUCAAAGAGAGCCCUGUUCGCUCCCCGCAUGCAUGUCAGUGAGAACAUGGAGCCCCCAUUCCCGAAAGUCAUUGGCACGGUGAUGUCGUCAGGCAUGGAGGAUGACCACAUCUUCCAUAUGACUGGGUCGGGAGCAGAUCAGGACCCAAAGGGGGUGUUCACCAUCAACAGGUUGACUGGAGAGGUGUCUGUUAGCCAAGAGCUGGACAGAGAGGCCAUCAAUUCCUACAUGCUGGAGGUGUCUGUGACAGACCAGAAUGGGAAGCUGGUGGAGGGUCCUGUAGCCCUGCUUGUGGACGUCAAUGACCAGAAUGACAACAGGCCCAUCUUCAAAGAGACCCGUUACACUGGGGAGGUGCUGGAGGGCUCACCUACAGGAACCGUGGUGAUGACGAUGACAGCGGAGGAUGCUGAUGACCCCAGGUUGCAGAACGCAGUGCUGCGCUACAACAUUGUGAGGCAGUCGCCCGACAAACCCUCACCCAACAUGUUCUACAUCAACCCAGAGAGCGGCAACAUUGUCACUGUCAUCUCCCCCACGCUUCUGGACAGAGAGACACUCCCCACUACGCAGUAUGAGCUGGAGAUCGUAGCCCAGGACAUGAAGGGAAGAGACGUGGGACUAACAGGAACAUCCACGGCAACCAUCACCAUCACAGACAAGAACGACCACGCCCCAGAGUUUACCCACUCACUGUUCCAGGCCAAUGUGGAUGAGGGCUCCACAGGGGUGGUGGUCAACCUGACUGUGGACGACAGAGAUGACCCUGCGACGGGGGCGUGGCGAGCCAUCUACUCCAUCAUCAAAGGUGACCCCACCCAGAGCUUUGAGAUCCAAACCAACCCUGACAACAAUGAGGGCAUGCUUUCCCUCAUUAAGCCUCUAGACUAUGAGAGCUUAGUGUUCCACACGCUGCUGAUCAAGGUGGAGAACGAGGACCCCCUGGUGCCAGAUGUGGGCUACGGCUCCAGUUCUACAGCCACCGUACACAUUACCAUCCUGGACGUCAACGAAGGACCAGUCUUCUUCCCCGACCCCCUUCAGGUCACCAAGAUGGAGAACGUACCCCUGGGAAGCUUCGUGGCCUUACUCAACGCCACCGACCCAGACGUCCUCCAAUCACAGAGCAUCAGGUUUGCAGUUCUGAGAGACCCGGCUAACUGGCUUAGUGUGAACCCGGUUAGAGGUACGGUCAACACCUCUGCCAUUCUGGACAGAGAAUCACCUUACGUUCAAGACAACAAAUACACUGCCAUCUUCAUGGCUACAGACAACGGUAGCCCACCAGCCACUGGUACUGGCACUCUGGUCAUCCACCUGGAGGACUACAAUGACAAUGCUCCCUAUGUUCACCCAUCUGUGGUACGGGUGUGUGAAGACGCCAGGGACAGUGUGGUGAUAGUGGGGGGACGGGACAGGGACAUCCACCCCAACACUGGGCCCUUUAAGAUCGAGCUGGGGAAGCAGCCAGGGCUGGAGAACACGUGGAAGGUCACCAGGGUCAACAACACACAUGCUCAGAUCAUGCUGCUACAGAAUAUGAAGAGGGCCAACUACCAGCUGCCUCUGGUGGUGACAGACUCGGGCCUGCCUCCGCUCUCCAACAGCACCGAGAUCAAGGUCCAGGUGUGCACCUGUAAGAAAAACAGAAUGGACUGCAGUGGUGCUGGCUCUCUACGCUCCAACCUGAUGUUGCUGCUGGGACUAGUCCUGCUCUCCCUAUUCUGCCUGUAAAUUUAGCUGAAAUCUACUGUAGUCUACAUGCAAAACUGAAGAGAAACAACAUAUCUCCCCUACGUGACCAAGCCUAAGGAAAGAGAAGACCUCUCACCAUAACGACAACAACUAGCAAACAAUUUAAAAAAUACAGUUCAGACUGGACCUCUGUGGUACUGAGCUUCUUGGGUGUCCUAACGAUAUCUCACCCAUCCGUGGCCCCAGGCUCCCCACCAGGUUUUAGUUACCCCCCACCCCCCCUUCAUCUCUACCUCACCCGUCUCUAUGUCCAUUACCGCCCCUAGCUCUGUUCCCCCUCACCUGAACAGUUGUCGUUGCCCCUGGUCUUCUCCCUUGCCCGUCCCUCUCCCACUCCUUGCCCGCCUGUCUUCUCCCUUGCCCGUCCCUCUCCCACUCCUUGCCCGCCUGUCUUCUCCCUUGCCCGUCCCUCUCCCACUCCUUGCCCGCCUGUCUUCUCCCUCCAUCGCUGUGUUGUCAUGGACACCACCGCCUAAAUGGACUCUUUCGCUGGGAAAGGAAAUACUGCAUAGUCUGAGCUACUGGAUACUGGAUGGGGAAAAGCAUUUACUUUUUGAUGUAUUACUUUAUUUUAUCUUGUUUCCUACUAUAAUGAGAGACAAAAGCCAGUUUUUGUCUGCAGUGGUUGUGGUCUCUGUGGGCAAAAUGGUAGCCAUACGCCUUCUCAAGUCAGAAGUUUCUGGAGUCUUUUUUUAUUUAUUUUGUUUCUAUUGCAUUAGUUGUCAUGGAGUGGAAAACAAUAUCUUUAUAGUAAUGGUGUUAAACUUUUAAAAAAGUACACUAUAUAUAUUUUAUUUUUUACCAUUGUACAAAUAUAUUAAUUAACCUCUGUACUUGGACUGAAGGCUCUUCAAUUACCCUUACAGAAAAAAAAAUGAAACCUUUUUGUGGACUUUAGGCACUAUUUCUAAUGCUAUCGAUGUGUUUCCUAUUUUUUAUGUAAAUCAAUUUUUGGGGUUGGAACCAAAAUAAAUGAUUGUUCAAUCGUUUCAUUCGGAACAGAACAAUUUUUUGUUGUUGUCCCAUUCCACUGUUCCGACCAGCAAAAUAAAGUUCUGUACCAGUUCAAACCCCCUAAAAGUAACAAUUUAUAUUGUUCCUUUUCUGAUGACUUUUUUUGCAUUCAGCUCAACAUUAAAUUACUUCACCAAUCAGGGCGUAUAGAGCAGCUUGCUAUGCGUGAGAUGCGACAGAAAUUUUGUGGCUGCUUCUUGGCUCCUGCGGCCUUUGUGACCUUGAGGUCUCUCCGACGGUAACAAUGUGGCUUGAAGCGUUGAGCAUCUUGAUAUGACAUGCAUUAUCUGGAUUAGGCCCACAGAAAUAUACCUGCUAGGGAUCGGCUUCAAUGGAGGAACUUUAGAGAGUGGGCUUAACGUUUGACCAGAGCUAGCUACCAGAAUUAAAAACCAUACCUUUUGUAGUUAAUAAAUCCAAUGUGAAAUGUGAUAAAUAUUGCAUCCUUAACUAGUAUUGAAAAAGUGAAUCGCUUCUUUCUAAUUUAAAAUCCCUCCCUAAUUUCUGAAUCAUGCUUAUAAUGUCAGUAGAGUGAGGGCUUUGCAUAGGCACUUUGUUGCAUUUAUACCGAAAAAAAAUGCCCAGAAUGUAAAGGAACGUUUAACUGGUUCCCAUGCUCUUCAAAUUACGGUUCUGUUCCGGAACAGUAUAGAUCACUUUCGUUCCCUGUUCUGAUUCUGUUCCUUGAAACCUGAACCGGUUCCAACCCCCGAUCUGGAGUUUUCAUUUGCUUUGAAGAUUGGUCAUCUGUCUGCCUUGUGUUACAUGGUCUUGUUUGUACCACUAGAACCCCCCCACCCCACCCCCACCCGAGUCACACAAAGAGGUCAAGGAAAGCUAUUGAAUUGGUGGUUUGUUUUUUGCGCUCGUAAAAAAAAAGUGUGUAUGGUUUGUGUGGAAGACCCCAUGAUUCAUGAUAAAGCAAAGACAAAUAUGAUAUUUUGAAUGAGUUAUGUCUGUCUUUUGCACUAAUUUAAUAAAGCUGUUACUGUAAUUCCCAUCACUAUACAUGUUAUUGUUUGUGUGAGCCCCAUUGAUUGACUUACAGGGCUAGUAAGUGUGUUUGCCAACUGGUUUUGCCAGCAAAAUGGAGACUCAAGGUCACUCUCUAACGGGCCCAGAAACCAUAUCUAAAAAAAAUGUGGGGCCCUCCGCAAUGCGGAGAUAUGGUUUCUGGGCCCGUUAGAG
This is a messenger RNA of Oncorhynchus keta (chum salmon), 4500 nucleotides long. RefSeq names its product cadherin-13-like. Gene Ontology annotation, cellular component: adherens junction; catenin complex; plasma membrane. Gene Ontology annotation, molecular function: cadherin binding; calcium ion binding. The transcript is spliced from 14 exons. Lineage: Eukaryota; Metazoa; Chordata; Actinopteri; Salmoniformes; Salmonidae. Gene Ontology annotation, biological process: sprouting angiogenesis; cell morphogenesis; homophilic cell-cell adhesion. The record is from RefSeq and is a predicted model, not a curated record. Bases 133 to 2277 code for a protein of 714 amino acids.